CCGAGGCCCUGAACCGCGAUCAUCACCCGCGGGACGGCGGGCAGAGGGACAGCUGGGGCGUAGGUCCUAGCGGGGUCCUGUCAGUGGGAAGGAACCUGGGGCCAGUGCAGCCUGGACUCGUGAGCGGGAUUCCCAUGGAGACACUUUUAAGGGAAAUUAAAGUGGCGAAUGCAAGGGACACUUCAUCUGAGUAAGCCCAGUGCACGUGGAUCUCCAACUUACACAGCGUCCUCGCCCAGGACAGGCUGCCGGUGAACCAGGCCGCUGUCACUGCUACACUCGCUGAGGUGACAGCAAGUGCAUCAGAAUUUCUGUCCCUGGGAAGUUACUCAUCUUUGUGGUCAGCACGCUGAAGAAAUGGAUUUGGAUCAACUGGAUCUGAAUCCCAGAAUUAUUGCUGCAAUUAAGAAAGCCAAACUGAAAUCCAUAAAGGAGGUUUUGCAUUUUUCUGGACCGGACUUGCAGAGACUGACCGGCCUCUCCAGCCCUGAUGUGCAGUACUUGCUGAGCACAGCCUCCUCACACUUGCGGGGCCGCAGUGUGUUCACAGCCCUCGACCUGCACCGGCUGGAGGAGAGGUUCCCCGCGCAGCACCAGCGCCUGAGCCUGGGCUGCCCGGUGCUGGACGGGCUCCUCCGCGGCGGCCUGCCCCUCGACGGCAUCACCGAGCUGGCGGGACGCAGCUCGGCCGGGAAGACCCAGCUGGCGCUGCAGCUCUGCCUGGCGGUGCAGUUCCCACGGCAGCACGGAGGCCUGGAGGCCGGGGCCGUGUACAUCUGCACCGAAGAUGCCUUCCCCAGCAAGCGACUGCAGCAGCUCAUCUCCCAACAGCAGCGCCUGCGGACAGACGUCCCGGGGGAGGUGGUCGGGAAGAUCAAGUUUGGAGACCACAUCUUCAUCGAGCACGCAGCCGACGUGGACAGCCUGCUGGCGUGUGUGAGCAAGAAGGUGCCCGUGCUGCUGUCCCGGGGAAUGGCCCGCCUGCUGGUCAUCGACUCGGUGGCAGCCCCGUUUCGCUGUGAGUCUGACGGGCCGGCCUCGGCACCCAGGGCCCGGCGUCUGCAGGCGCUGGGGGCUGCACUGCGCCAGCUGAGUGCCGCCUACCAGAGUCCUGUGCUGUGCGUCAACCAGGUGACGGAGGCUGUGGAGGAGCGGGACGCGGUGCCCGGGCCACCAGGGGCCCGGGAGGAGCGGCUGUCUCCAGCGCUCGGGAUCGCCUGGUCCAACCAGCUGUUCAUGAGGCUGAUGGCUGACCGGCGCCGCCCUGAGGACGCCAGCGCCAUGCAGGGCCACCCCACCCGCACCCUGAGGGUGGUCUUCGCCCCUCACCUGCCCCCCUCGUCCUGCUCCUACACAGUCACUGCCGAGGGCGUGCAAGGGACGCCUGGGACCCAGUCCUGCUGAUGCGACAGUGGCAGGACUACAGCCAGGUCCCGAGAAAGCUUCUCUGGCUAACUCCACGGUGCAGGUGACCGAGGCAUUCGGCUCAGUCAUUGCUGGGUUACGAUCUCCUCGAGGGUGUCAGCUCUACGUUCUCAUUGCGGGAAGACAGUGAGCACAGAGGACCCCGCCUUCGUCUCCCUGGGUCCUGGCACCCAGCUUUUAGAGCAGAGCACUUGUCCCCCACCGCUGCACUGGUCCCUGCGGGUGUGUACAGUGGUCUCCUGGAAGCCCUGGCCCCAGAAGGAGCAGCCUUCUGCAUCCUGUCCACAUCAGCUCCCACCCAGGAUGGGGGGCCAACAGCUUCUCCGGCGCCUGGGGCCCUGCCCAACGGGGUCUCCACCAUGCCCCCUGUGGGCUGCUGCCCUCCUUCCUGCAGGCUGUGCCGUUCCCCACUGUCCGGGGCCAUGGUCACGCGAGUCCCUCACUGGCCUCACCCCCUUGUUGGGGUGCCUC
This is a messenger RNA of Rhinolophus ferrumequinum (greater horseshoe bat), 1896 nucleotides long. RefSeq names its product X-ray repair cross complementing 3 (gene XRCC3). The coding region runs from base 358 to 1404 and encodes 348 amino acids. The record is from RefSeq and is a predicted model, not a curated record. Gene Ontology annotation, cellular component: Rad51C-XRCC3 complex; replication fork. NCBI's taxonomy places the organism in Eukaryota, Metazoa, Chordata, Mammalia, Chiroptera, Rhinolophidae. The transcript has 9 exons. Gene Ontology annotation, biological process: t-circle formation; resolution of mitotic recombination intermediates; telomere maintenance via recombination. Gene Ontology annotation, molecular function: ATP-dependent DNA damage sensor activity; ATP binding; four-way junction DNA binding.